CGAAAGCAAAUGCAAAGACCCAUUCAGUAACGCAGCCAUUAGAAUACAAAAAGGUUUAAGGGUCCUUAGAGCAAGAGCAACAGACUGUUGAAAGAAUGAAAAGCCUGGCAUUACCAAACAAUGAUGCUAUUCAGCGAUUAGAUCAGGCAUUUCAACUCUUUUUUCAAAGUUCACCAAAGGAAUACGGGCAACUCUGCAAAGCAUUUUGUCCGCUCGGUGGCCUUCCACGGGCAUGGAUCAUCAAAGGGGAAUCUGGAGUAGGAAAAACAUAUCUGACCAAGGUGCUAUGUAAAAAAUAUGACAUCCCGUGCACAGUGACGAUCACUAUUGGAGGAUUAGCAACAAUGUAUCCAGGCGAUCUGCUUAAAGGUCUCAAAAUGUAUCUUGGAUCCAUUAAACAUCAUUCUAAAGCUGUAGUCAUAUUGGACAAUAUCGAACUGAUAUUCCCUCGUGAAGAAAGUGAUUUCGCGCUAGUUUAUGCUUUUCAAUCAUGGAUAAAUGAUUUAGUAGAACAAGAGCUAUCAACAUCGUCAUCGACAUUCUCAUCCAAUCACAUAUCCUCGCCAUCCAUAAAGGGCUCUGCUGCGCCAAGAGUCAUAGUUCUGGGAUUGACACAAGAUGCUCGUGGGUUGGACCCUUCAGUUGCAUCACUAUUUGAUGAUUCAAUCGAGCUGGAUAUCCCAACACCUGAAGAACGAUGCCUAAUUUUGACGGCCUGUGCUCGCAAUCAUGGCAUAUCCCUACAACCCCAAGAACAAAAGUAUGAACAUGAGCAGCAGCAGCAGCAGACAGAGGGAGAUGGGUCUACUUUUGCAAUAGACCAUGUCAAAUCAUCAGAAAUCCUCGAUACGAAAGAAUGGCUUCAAGUCAGCCUUGAACCUAUUGCGGCAAAAUGUCAUGGAUACCUUGCUGCAGAUUUGGAUGCACUCUGUAGACAAGCAGCCAUCAUUGCUUAUCAGCGGCAUGAGCGAACAAUGGAUCAACUUACAGUCCAGGACUUUAUAGAGGCAAUGAAGACGAUUAAGGUCUCUGCCUUACGUCAAAGCACAAGUGUACAGAAAGUCGAUCCUGUAUAUUGGUCAGAUAUAGGGGGUCUUGAGGAAGUCAAGAAAACAUUAGAGGAAUCUGUUAUCUGGCUUUAUAAACACUCGGAAGCUUUCAAGAGGAUGGGUAUUAGUCCAUCCAAAGGGGUCUUACUAUACGGUCCACCGGGAACAGGAAAGACUAUGUUAGCAAAAGCCGUUGCAACAGAGUCAGAAGCAAACUUUAUGGCAGUGGUAGUCCCGGACCUAAUUAAGGGUGAGGUGGGCGAAUCAGAAAAGGCCAUAGCUAAGGUGUUCAAGAUGGCUACAAGAUGUAGUCCAUGUAUUAUAUUCCUAGAUGAACUUGAAGCCAUUUUUGGAGCUAGAGAAUCAAGCGGAGGACUUGGAAAGCAGAUAAUUUCCCAGUUGCUUCUAGAGAUGGACAACUGUGGAGAGGGUGUCGUCGUCCUUGCAGCUACAAACCAUCCAGAAGUCAUUGAUUCAUCUAUUUUACGGCCGGGGCGCCUUGAUAGGCUGGUGUACGUUCCACCACCAACAUUCGAGGAACGCGUUGCUAUUCUGCAGAUCUUGAAGCAGUCCACUCGCAUCUCAAGUUCGGUUGAUCUACGGACUGUGGGCAAUUUGACUAACUGCUUCACAGGUGCUGACAUCAAGGCUCUAGUUCGCAGAUCUGGCUUGCUCGCAUUAAGAGCCAAUAGGACGAGUAUCGAGCCUCAGGAUUUCUUUACCGCAUCAUCGGAGAUCCGGCCUUCAGUCAACCAAUUUGACUUAUUACGAUAUGAAAAUUUUCACCAGUGAUCAUUCUAUCGAGC
Lobosporangium transversale is the source of this 1855-nucleotide messenger RNA. Its product is annotated as P-loop containing nucleoside triphosphate hydrolase protein. NCBI's taxonomy places the organism in Eukaryota, Fungi, Mortierellomycota, Mortierellomycetes, Mortierellales, Mortierellaceae. The record is from RefSeq and is a predicted model, not a curated record. Gene Ontology annotation, molecular function: ATP hydrolysis activity; ATP binding. Bases 96 to 1841 code for a protein of 581 amino acids. The transcript is spliced from 8 exons.